Molecule: messenger RNA, 3253 nt
Organism: Polyodon spathula (Mississippi paddlefish)
Lineage: Eukaryota; Metazoa; Chordata; Actinopteri; Acipenseriformes; Polyodontidae
Product: V-type proton ATPase subunit d 1-like
Exons: 8
Coding region: 138-1193 (351 amino acids)
Biological process (GO): proton transmembrane transport; vacuolar transport; vacuolar acidification
Cellular component (GO): plasma membrane proton-transporting V-type ATPase complex; lysosomal membrane; early endosome
Molecular function (GO): proton-transporting ATPase activity, rotational mechanism
Source: RefSeq, a predicted model, not a curated record
GGUCACGUGUCCUCGUUUCCUGCUCCGUCCAGCCGGUUUCCGUUGGGUGCCUCUGUCUCUGUAGAGUGGGGAUUAUAUUAUUCACAAUUAAAUACGCAUUCAAAAAAAAAAAAUUAGAAUAAACCAAAACAAGCACCAUGUCAAUCUUCCCAGAGCUUUACUUCAACGUGGAUAACGGCUACUUGGAAGGGCUGGUCCGGGGUUUCAAAGCAGGAAUUCUGUCUCAGGGAGAUUAUCUGAAUCUCGUUCAGUGUGAGUCACUGGAAGACCUGAAGCUGCAUCUACAAAGCACAGAUUAUGGGAAUUUUUUGGCAAACGAGGCCUCUCCUCUCACCGUGUCUGUCAUUGAUGACAAGCUGAAGGAGAAGAUGGUGGUGGAGUUUCGCCACAUGAGGAACCAGUCCUACGAGCCACUGGCCAGCUUCCUUGAUUUUAUUACGUACAGUUACAUGAUCGACAAUGUUAUCCUUUUAAUUACCGGCACAUUGCAUCAACGAUCCAUCUCGGAGCUGGUUCCAAAGUGCCACCCCUUGGGAAGCUUUGAGCAGAUGGAGGCUGUGAAUAUUGCCCAGACACCAGAAGAGCUCUAUAAUGCUAUCUUGGUAGAUACUCCCCUAGCUGCGUUUUUCCAGGACUGUAUAUCUGAGCAGGAUCUUGAUGAAAUGAACAUUGAAAUUAUUAGAAAUACACUGUACAAAGCAUACUUGGAGUCUUUCUACAAGUUCUGUUAUACAUUGGGAGGUACAACCACAGACACCAUGUGUCCUAUUCUUGAAUUUGAAGCGGACAGAAGAGCUUUCAUCAUCACCAUAAAUUCUUUUGGAACUGAGCUGUCAAAAGAAGACCGAGCUAAACUCUUUCCUCAUUGUGGCAAGCUGUACCCAGAAGGGCUAGCACAGUUGGCAAGGGCAGACGACUACGAGCAAGUCAAAGCGGUGGCAGACUACUAUCCAGAAUAUAAACUCCUUUUUGAAGGAGCUGGAAGCAAUCCUGGAGACAAAACCCUGGAGGACAGGUUCUUUGAACACGAGGUGAAGCUGAACAAGCUGGCGUUUCUGAACCAGUUUCACUUCAGUGUGUUUUACGCUUAUGUGAAACUGAAGGAGCAGGAGUGCAGGAACAUCGUGUGGAUAGCAGAAUGCAUCGCUCAAAGACACCGAGCCAAGAUCGACAACUACAUUCCUAUCUUCUAAAUCUCCAGUCCUGCAGCCCUGGAUUAAAUAGAUGGUACUUGUACUGUACUGAUCAGAGAUUGUAUGGACAAAAACAAACAAAAAAAGAAUCGUAGUGAUGUCUCACCAUUUAAAAACAAAAAAACAAAACACAUUUUGACUUGUAGUUAUUUAUAUCUGCUGUUUGUGUUUUGAUUUGAUUGAACACUAAGUGUACAGUAGAGUGAUUAUGUUUCUAUACAGCCAGCAGUAACACAGCUCUCACAUUUGUUCUGUAUCUGCAGAAAAGCAUGUGUUUUCAACAAGUAACUUAUAAGGGAAGGUAUUGCUUGAUACAGUUUCUGCUUCUAUUAACAUUUGCUGCAUUUUAUUUCAGUAUUACUUAAGUAAUCCACAAAAAUAAUCCCAUUAAAUGUUUUUUUUUUAUUACUUUUUGCCCGUAAAGGAACAGGCUGGUGGAAAGUUAAUGUUUAGGACUGUACAACACCAGUGUUUUGGUGCUGUGCUAGUUAUACUUUAACUUGUGACAAACCCUAAGCUGCUUCAGUUUGAGUUAACUAUUGUUGUGGUUCAUUGUGACUCAAGACUAUUGCAGUACUGGUGUGUUGUUAUGUGUGAAUUAAUCUGGAUCAUACUGAGGCUGCGUGAAGGACCCCCUCCUUUUAUUUUCUUCAAAGUCCUGUCAAAUCCUUGUAUCACGACAAGGUAGUCUGAUAUUAAGUGCAGAUGUUCUGCACAUGGGCCUGGCAGAAUACUGAAUUUGAAUUAUUCAUAGUUGUGUCCUGCAUAUUACAAUUGGAACAUUAACCCGAAGAGAACAAGGACGUUUUAUUUUUCAUGUUGUCUAGAUAACCUAUGCAAGUAUUACAUUAAGGGCCAUGCUCGUAAAUCAUUAAUAUGACUUUUACAUUUACAACCGUAACUAAUGCUUUAUGAAUAUGGACAUUGGCGCAUGUUUUUGAUUCAUGAAUCAGAACAGUAAGAGAGGUUUAAUAAUUUUCAAUGCAGUAAACUUCCAGUUGAAGCUGAAUAGAGAAAGGUAUUUACCAGCUGCUGUGGUUGGAGCUUACUGUUUCUGCAUGUGGUAUUUAGAUGUUAUGUCAGCAUCUGCUGCAAACUGUUUACAGACACAGUUAUUACUGUUUUCUCCCUGUCAUGUCUAUGGCACAUUUUCCAUUCCUAAACAUGCAUUCUUAUUUAGAGCAUCUUUCUGAACAGUGGUAGAUUUUUUUUUGUUUGUUAUUUUAAGAUGUGAUUGCCAUCAGUGUCAAUCUCAAGCUUUUAUUUAGAUUUCAUAAUCUCAAAAUCUUGCUUAAUCUAAGUGGAGGAGAGAGAGAGAGAGAGAGAAAUUAAGGAUACUUUGACCUUAAUUCGGCAGGAAUCCAGUUAGAAUUGAUCUUCAUAAUAUUGAUCCUUUAAAGCAACUUCUUGAAAAGGUAUGGCAGAUAGGUUUUAUUUUUUUAUUUCAGUUUUUUUUACAGUUAUAGUGCGUGCUGCAUGGUAUCUUUAGUCUGUGUUUGGUGAAGCAGCAGGAAAUAUAUUUAAAUGUUAGUAAACGUUCAUAUAUUACAAAAAAAACCCCGAAGAAAUGACAUUAUUUUAAUGAGAAAGUAUGAUAAGUGAGUGUUGCUCAAGCUGUUUUAUUGGGAACAAAAGUUUGUUUUUGUUGAUGCAGUUUAAAUGGAAUGGUCUCAUUCUUAAUGCUCUGCAUUGCGUGGUGUCAUAACUAUACAUGGGGUAAACUGUAGAACUUGUGUAGUAGUGACGUGUCGAUGGCUUUGUGUUGUGUGCGUUCCUUUCUCUUGUAAAGCUGUAGAUCCCACUGGAGAAUAAAUGAAUAAUAACAGAAUUUUAAUUAUUUAAUGGAAUUGAUCUAAAUGAUCUUGUAUUAUUAUGAUAAAUGUGUAAUGCUUAUAAAGCUCUGUGUCUGAUACUUUAUAAGAACUUCCCUGUGGUGUAUAUAUUCAAUUUACUGACUUGCAUCAAAGACUAGUGAUGGGUGAUUUUGUUCUUAUUUCCUAUUUUUGUGAAUGUUAUUUCUCCCAAAUGUGGCAAUAAAUAAAUAUUUAUCUACAGUAAAA